Molecule: messenger RNA, 1719 nt
Organism: Colletotrichum orchidophilum
Lineage: Eukaryota; Fungi; Ascomycota; Sordariomycetes; Glomerellales; Glomerellaceae
Exons: 2
Coding region: 1-1719 (572 amino acids)
Source: RefSeq, a predicted model, not a curated record
AUGGCUGAUCUACCAGUUCGGACAGCAGAGCAAGCGGAUGCAGACGACUUGGAGAAGCGCCUGCGGUCUCGCAGAUACAACCACGCGGAUGCUAUGGCAGCAUUCAAGGGCAAACUACUCCCGCAUGAUCUCGGUCAAGAGCUCACACGUCUCUACGUUGUUCGCGGCAUUAGGUUCCACGCGGACUUUUGCUUCGGCCCAGCCGCGGUCCUCCGCGGAUCGCUACCACUCUUUACUCGUGCCCUGAACGCGAGAGCCAUCAUGAGUAAUCGAGUCCCAGACAUGGAUCCCGAUCGACCAGAAGAUAUGCCCUACUGCAUCUGGUUUCCUGACCUUCCCGCAGAAGACACCCUCAGAGAGCUCGUCCGGUGCUUUCCCGCCAUGGUCUACCAAGCCGCCCGCGCCUGUGCCAUCGCUGGACACACAGAGCUCUACAAGGAGCUUGCCGUUCAAAUCCUGCCCAAGGUUUCCAUCGCCGAAGAAGCCCGGGAGAACGGCAACCAAGCCAUUUUCAAUCUGAUGAUGGAGGCGCCCUGUCGCUACAAAGUCUUUGACGAAUACAACCGUACCAUGAAGAUCAUGGCACCGAAGCCUGCUUUUUUGAACGGCGAUACCGCAAUCCGACCGUACCUGCUGGAGACCCAGGUGUUUGAACCUCCAGGUGGUCGUAUGGAUGAUGAAGAAGGAAAUUCCGAGCCCGACGACGACGAGUCGGAUCCCUUAGGCCUCGGCCUUCGACGCGGCUUCAUACAGACUCGCUUCAACAUCACCGAGGAUAUGAACAUCGAUCUUGACGGGAAUGGUGGUAUCCCGGAUUCAAUCACCCCAGUAGUCCCGGAUUCUGAUGAAGAAGCACUGGAGAUAUUCUGCCAGCCGCUCCCAGUCGACCUGACCACCUGCCAUAAAGACUUGCUCAUUCUCAUGGCAGCAUACAACGGCGAUAUAGAUAGGUACCAUCGACUGCGACGACCUCGACUCCUUGACCGCGAGAUGGAAUGUAUUGUCCGCGGAAUAUAUCAUAAUACGCUUUUUGCGCAAUGGUGGAAAAGCCAGCCACUACCCGAGGGCGAUGAAUUACCCAUCCGCAAGGCCAUAUCGGCGCGAGGAAUCAUGAACAACGAUCUGUCUUACAUCCUAUCUCCCAACGAAGCCUGCCCUCAACUAAUCUGGUAUCCUGCCGUCGCUGCGUCCUCGACAUCCGAGGCUCUCGCACGGCUAAUCCCCCCAAUGCGGCCCGAAGUCGCUCGUGCCGCGAUUUUCUCAAACAAUCAGAUGCUAUUCGAUAGCCUUAUCGCCGGGGACGACGAUGGCGAGCCCGUUGAGCCGAGUUUCGGUCUGCUGAAUGAGGCUAGGCGAAGCCAUAAUGUGCACUAUCGUGAAGCUCUAGAGCGUAAGGCGGAGGAACUGGGGCUUGAUAUGAACUGGAGCGUACCACGGCCUGACCCAAAGGUGCAAGAUUUGCCACAACACAUACACUUUUUUGACAUGGAGUUGCCUUCGCCACCCCCUGGUAUUGGAACGAACAAAGGCGAGCCGGAUUCGAUAUACAACGGCUUGUCGUGUAACGCAAGCUAUGUCGAGACGUACAUUUCUAUUCCUGAGGAAUGGAAGAGGGCGCCGGAGGGUUACGAGCCAGAAGACGGAAUCAUGCUUCUGGAACUGGACUACGAGCGGUGGCCUCUGGGAUUCUCGAAAAAAUACCCAGCGGGAAGUCGGUGA